AUGUCGUCCAGUGAAAUCUAUCGCUAUUACUACAAGACGUCCGAGGACUUGCAGGGCUUCAAAACAGCCGCCACUGAGCCCUACUUCAAUCCGAUGGCCGCCUACAGUCCGGGCAUGACCCACUAUCAGUUCAAUGGCAACGCUUUGGCCAGCUCCAGCAGCUACUUGGCGGGAAACGGCUUCAUCAGCUUUGAGCAGGCCAGCUCCGAUGGCUGGAUCACUUCGUCGCCGGCCAGCCAUCGUUCAGAGAGUCCCGAAUACGUUGAUCUCAAUACCAUCUACAACAAUGGCUGCAACAUGGGUCACCAGCACGCUCAGCAGUACGGACUCAGUCUGGAGCAGGCACAAGCAGCAGCAGCACCGCCACCAUCCAUCGCAGAAGUACCGAUAGCUCCAUCGGUACCGUCAGUGGAGGUCAUGGGCUCCUCCAAUGUGGGCACUUGCAAGACAGUGCCAGCAGCUCCUGCCGCAGUCAAGCCCAAGCGCAGCUAUACGAAGAAGAAUCAACAGACUGCCGCCACAGCCACCUCCUCAUCCACCAGCAGUGCCUCCAGCUCCACGGCAACGGCAACGGCUCCGGCAAAUCUCUACGCUGAUGAGUUCCAGAGCUUUGACUUUGACAACUCCGCUCUGUUCGAUGACAGCGUGGAGGAUGACGACGAUCUAAUGUUGUUUGGCAGCGGGGCCGAGGACUUUGACGGCAACGACGGCUCCUUCGAUCUGGCCGAUGGCGACAGUGAAGAUGCUUCGGGAUCUACUUCCGGCAAGAAGCGUCGCAACAAGCAAAUCUCGCCGGUGGUCAAGCGGAAGCGUCGCCUGGCCGCCAACGCACGCGAGCGUCGUCGCAUGCAGAAUCUUAACCAGGCCUUCGAUCGUCUCCGGCAGUAUCUGCCCUGCCUGGGAAACGAUCGUCAGUUGUCCAAGCACGAGACCCUGCAAAUGGCCCAAACCUACAUCUCCGCAUUGGGUGAUCUGCUCCGCUAA
Messenger RNA from Drosophila persimilis, 984 nucleotides. RefSeq names its product protein atonal. The transcript has a single exon. The coding region runs from base 1 to 984 and encodes 327 amino acids. Gene Ontology annotation, molecular function: protein dimerization activity. NCBI's taxonomy places the organism in Eukaryota, Metazoa, Arthropoda, Insecta, Diptera, Drosophilidae. The record is from RefSeq and is a predicted model, not a curated record.